AUGACCGCACCACCAUACAUGAGCAAUGAUCGCUUCAUCUGGACCACUGACAAACCCGAUGCGGAACUUAUUGAACCUGAAGUUUUAGCAUCAAUUGAUAAAAAUUGGCUAACUUUUAGUUUACAGAAAGAUUAUCCUCCUCAAUCUCAUACUUUCACGUUGUAUAAUCACGGCGAUCACGCUUUUGCGUUCAACAUUUCAACAAGUGACAAUUAUGCUUAUUUCGUAUCACAGGUACAAGGUGUAGUAUUCGGUCGUCAAUUACAUGCUUUACCAUUUGUGCGAACCACUAAUUCAACGACAAUAACUGUCUAUCGAAGGCCUACGAAUGCUUUCAAAGUGGACGAGGACUAUCCUCCCCGAAAAGAUCGUUUAUUUAUUUAUUUGGCACCAAUUUUUCAUUGGAAAACUCAGCCGACAUCCGUAUUUAAUCACACAAUGCCUUAUGAAAAAUUAAGAAUUUGUUUGAAUUAUACGGCUCAGAGUACAUGCGAAGGUUCAACUUUUUCGUUGCAACAAAAACGUAAUGGAUGGAAUACAUGGCUUCAGAAAGCUCGACAUUAA
Messenger RNA from Acanthocheilonema viteae, 564 nucleotides. The record is from the annotation of a GenBank genome assembly. Lineage: Eukaryota; Metazoa; Nematoda; Chromadorea; Rhabditida; Onchocercidae.